CACACCUGAUCAUGUAGUACACCAUGUUAUCGUACACACUGCUUAUGUGACGUGCUACUGUGACCAACGAUGUGAAACUCACAGGACCGUACCCUCACUGUCGAGUUUCACUGAAUGGUGAACCGUCCUCUACGAUCUGUAACCAACGAUAAGGCUUAUCACAUGUGAACGAUGGGUUGCUGUUCGUCGAAAGAAGUUAAGGAUUUCGACAACAUCAGCGAGAGCGAUGACAACAGGGAACCUUACACCGACGUUUACCACAACAACCCACAGGGCCUUGGCCUAAAACAGAGCACUGUUGACUUCAGAAGCACGCCGGUACCAGAUGAAGGGAUGCCGCGACCCUCGGUCCCUGUUGGUGAGGUGUGGACCGACCCAGAGUUUCCACUGGACGUUGCAAUAACUGACGAUUCCAGGAUGGACGUGGAAUGGAAGAGACCGCAGGAAAUCGUCCGAGAUCCCGUACUGUUUGCUGACGGCCCUUUCAGACUGGACAUUGAGCAAAGGUCUUUUGGAACUUGUUGGUUCUUGUCCAUGUUAUCAAGUCUUGCCGACAACCAAGAUCUCUGCAGAAGGGUCAUCAACGAUACCUCCUACAUACCAGAGACAGACGGAAUCUGUCACUGCAGGUUCUGGCAUUUCGGGAAGUGGAGGGACGUCUACAUCGACGACUAUCUUCCUGUAUUUGCCGGUUCAAAACAUUUGUAUGGCGCGGCAUCGGGAACGAACAGAAACGAAAUGUGGGUUCCUCUGAUGGAAAAGGCUCUCGCAAGAUUUCACGGGUCCUACACGUUGAUCAGAGGCGGCCUCUCCAGUGAUGCUUACCUGUUGUUGACGGGAGGAAUAUCGGAGAGGAUUGACUUUCUGAGAAACAACUCUAGACUUGCUCCUGCCGAACUGUACAGCCGAAUCAAGAUAGCACUCAGCAACGGGGCUCUGUUGACUUGUGGAGUCUCGAAAGACAAUCAUGGGCAGCUUGGAUUGAUGGGACCCCACUCCUACUCCCUAAAUGCCGCUUCCGUGGUGACGAGGCAAAACGGGGAAAAAGCAUAUUUGCUGAGAAUUCGAAAUCCACAUGGGACGCACGAAUGGGCAGGAAAAUGGAACGAUCAAGAUCCAGAAUGGGAAACCCUUAGAGAAGGUGGUGACAUAAAGACAAAUAGGAACGAGGGAGAAUUUUGGAUAAACUUAGAAGAUUUCCUUGAAUAUUUCUACCGGGUGACUAUUUGUUCGCAACUUCCAGACUUCGACAGGGACGGGCAGCCUGAUUCAUUAAAAUAUGUGUUGAAUAUAUUCGGUGAAUGGCGUGGAAAGACUGCCGCGGGUCCAGGACGAACUUUGAGGGAACGCCUUCGUAAUCCAAGACUAUCAUUUACAGUUCCUCGGAAAGGUUCCAGAGACAAAGAGCAUGUGCCUGUGCUGGUACAGCUCAUACAGAAGACGGACUUGAGGGAGUAUGCUGCCAUAUCCUGUGAUCUGUUCAAGAUGACCUACGCUAAUGAAGGGUCCAGCACGUACUACGUGUACCAGAUGGAAGACACUGAGUACAGGAACAGCUACUUCCCCAACCUGCAGGCUACAUUCCGCUACAUGCUCCCACCGGGCCGCUACAUAGUGGUCCCUUCCACCUACCAGCGUGGAGUUCACAAGGAGUUCCUCAUACGAGUGUUUUCACCUGGCCCAUUGCAUAAGUGCAGGAGCAUACCAAGUGAAGUAACUCUGAUACCAAGCCAUCAAUGGGAAUAAAUCUACUCAUCGACAUCACCAUCACCAUCACCAUCACCAACAUCAACAACAUCACCAACAUCAACAACAUCAUCAUCAUCAACAUCAUCAUCAUCAUCAACAUCAUCGUGUCUAGGAUUUUGCAUCGCUUGGACAGUAUUCACCAAGAAGCAUAUGACUGUGACUGUUGUCAGCAACUAUAAAACUUGGAAUACACGGGAUAGAACGAUACAGUUACUGAUUCCGUUGUGUGUGGAAACUGGGUAUUUCAUAUGCCCACGUCCGAUCAUCGGGUAUCAGCUGUUCCACAAGCCACCUUGCAGGGUCUAUGGAUCAUUCCCUCAGAAAUGUGUAACAAAGUGUGCUGUAGGACUUGUUGGCAUCUUGGACUGACAACUCCUUAAAUCUGAUAUAGCUAUCUUCCUUUAUUCCUUUUUUUUCCAAAUACGUAUGAAGAAAUCCAGUCUCGAAGGGGCCGACAUAUUGUUGUGCAAAACCUUUACUUUUUAAUAAUCUUAAAUAUGUUUUUGAAAUUAGGUUAUUAACCAUUUAGGAAAUAUUUAUUCGUAUAUAUCUGACAUAUUAGAAUAUACAGAUUUCGUUAUGUUGCCCGCAACUGAAUUAUUAUGUAGUGGUGCCUGCUCAAAUAUGAUGAUUCAUCACGUCAUGUAAGCUAUUGACUCAGGUUUCAAUAUCCUCAUCCAAAAUAAUGAAAUAAAGCUUUGCUUUCAUAUAUAUUAAUUGCUUGAUAUAUAUGACUUGUAAUAAUAGUUGCUUGGUUAAAGCUUCACCAUCAGUUGACAUGAGGAGAUCGGAUUUGUUUCCUGUCACUGUCAGUAAUACGUUAAUGUAUUAAUAAAUUAUAUAGAUAUCACAAAUAAAAUGUUAUACAAAUUCUUCUUUCAAA
Messenger RNA from Haliotis rubra (blacklip abalone), 2632 nucleotides. RefSeq names its product calpain-A-like. The transcript is spliced from 12 exons. Gene Ontology annotation, cellular component: cytoplasm. Gene Ontology annotation, molecular function: calcium-dependent cysteine-type endopeptidase activity. Gene Ontology annotation, biological process: proteolysis. The coding region runs from base 172 to 1746 and encodes 524 amino acids. NCBI's taxonomy places the organism in Eukaryota, Metazoa, Mollusca, Gastropoda, Lepetellida, Haliotidae. The record is from RefSeq and is a predicted model, not a curated record.